CAGCUGAUGGAGCAUUCACUCUGAAAAAUUAAGCAGGCACAAUUUGUGAUGGAAAUAUUUUAGCUGGGACAAUUUCUGAGCGGAAUUUCGUAAAUGUGAAAAUUACUCGAAGGAACAUUGAAGAAGUUCUUAACGCUUCCGCGAUGGAUGAGUUAAGGACGAUUGAGGUUACCUGUCCCUCAAGUCCUAAGGUUGAGGUGGAGGGUCUCGGGCCCCCGGGCACCCCAGGGGGUGGUAGUUUCGGUACCCCUACUGGAUACGGGUUGAAGAAAAUCGACAAUCGCGUUAUAGAUAAGGGAUUUUUGAAAGAAUCACCAAGGAAACCCGUGGAUAUUAUAUUCAAGGGCCUAACUUAUACAGUAAAUGAGGGUCGCAAAAAAGGAUGUUAUGUUCCUUUUCGUAAAAACACGUCCACCGUCGGAAAGAAAACGAUUCUGAAAUGUAUCUCCGGGGAUUUCAAAUCUGGUCAGCUAUCGGCGAUCAUGGGACCAUCGGGUGCUGGCAAGUCAUCACUGAUGAACAUUCUGGCUGGUUACAGAACGCGUAACAUCAGUGGUGAUAUCCUGGUGAAUGGCAAAGAGAGAAACCUUCGUAAAUUCCGAAAGAUGUCAUGUUACAUCAUGCAGGAGGACCAGCUAUUGCCUCACUUGACGGUAGAGGAGGCCAUGAUGUGUUCUGCCAAUCUCAAGCUGAAGGAAUCACUUGGUGACACAGAGAAACGAAAAGUGGUGACUGAGAUCCUAGACAUGUUGUCGCUGACCGAGUGCAAAGGCACGUGGACGGCCAACCUGUCUGGUGGGCAGAGGAAAAGACUCUCAAUAGCGCUGGAACUGGUCAACAAUCCUCCAGUGAUGUUCUUUGAUGAACCGACGAGCGGCCUAGACAGCUCGUCGUGUUUCCAAUGCGUCCUCCUACUCAAGACGCUAGCUCAGGGUGGCAGAACAGUCAUAUGUACAAUCCAUCAACCCAGUGCAAAAUUAUUCGAAAUGUUCGACCAUUUGUACUUCCUCGCCGAUGGCCAGUGUAUUUACCGCGGUCAUGUACAGGGCUUGGUGCCAUAUCUACAACGGCAAGAGCUUAUAUGUCCGUCUUACCACAAUCCCGCAGAUUUCUUCAUGGAAGUUGCUUGCGGUGAACACGGCGACAGAAUCCCCAAACUAGUCAUGGCAGUCAAAGCUACAGUCUGUGAUAACUUUAAAGAUUCCUUGACGAAGCCAUUAAAUACACAAACGGUGUCGCCACUAGGCGGCCAAAGGCAGAACAACGGUGAAAUCACUUCCCAAAAUGGCGCCAAAUCAACUGGUAUUUCAAAUGGACAUAUAUUGAAGCCACAGGCGUUAGAGACGAAUGGCCUGUUACAAGAAGAAAACGACAGGGUUCAAGUUCUGCAGGCAAGUACAUCCUCAUCCCCAGCAGAGUAUCUCCCCACAUCCGAUAACCUCAGCCAAUCCGUCCAAAUGGACGACCCGGACUCUGGCAGCGAGCAAGGCGACCAGCACACGUUCAACACGAGUUGUCUCACACAGUUCAGGGUGCUCUUCGUACGAACAUUCAUGUCUAUCAUGAGGGAUACGACCCUGACCAGACUACGUCUCGCCUCUCACCUUGUUGUUGGGAUUCUGAUUGGACUCCUCUACUUAAACAUCGGCGACAAGGCUGGCAAAGCGUACAAUAACGCAGGCUGCCUGUUCUUCUGCAUGCUCUUCUUAAUGUUUACGGCGCUCAUGCCGACAGUACUAACAUUUCCAACAGAAAUGGGCGUCUUUGUAAAAGAGCAUAUGAAUUACUGGUACAGCUUAAAGGCCUACUAUCUUGCCAAAACUAUGGCUGAUAUGCCCUUUCAGAUCAUCUUUCCCAUAGUGUACGGCAGUAUUGUCUACUGGAUGACGAACCAGCCCAAUGACUUUGUCCGCUUUAUCAUGUUCCUGACCCUGUCGACACAGACGGCACUGGUGGCUCAGUCUCUCGGUUUGCUGAUUGGUGCUGCAACCUCUCUUCAGGUUUCUGUAUUCCUGGGACCAGUCACUGCGAUCCCUAUCCUCCUCUUCAGUGGGUUCUUCGUCAACUUUGACACCAUUCCCAAAUAUCUACAAUGGCUUUCCUAUGCCUCAUAUAUAAGAUAUUCCUUCGAGGGCACCCUGCAGGCCAUAUACGGCUUCGACCGCGACCCUCUCAGCUGCGAGGAAGAGUACUGCCACUUCAGCGACGGGAAAGACGUCUUGAAGGAGUUGGACGUGGAGAGUUCAAGAUUCUGGCUGGACUUCGUCGUUCUCUGUAUCUUCUUCAUCCUGUUGAGAGGAGGCUGUUACAUUGUGCUGCGAUGGAGGGUGAAAUCUCAACGGUAGAUCGAUUGGUUGCUAAGGGAACUGUUGAGGUUGAUUGGUUCCUAGGGAACCGUUGCCGAGUAACCAAGAUUCUGCACUGGACUUUGUCGUUCUGAUCUUCUUCGUGCUUUUUAGAGGGGCUGUUAUAUCGGGCUGCGAUGGAGAGUGAAUCUCAACGAUAGAUUGAUUGGUUGCUAUAGGAACUGUUGGGUUUAAUUGGUUGCUAGGGAACAUUUGCCGAGUAUCCACGAUUCUGGUGAUAAAAUAGUUCUUUCUGGUCAUGUGAAUUUCAUGUUUUCUUCUGCAAUAGUUCCAAUUUGGCGAAAAUCAUGCCUUCUUCUGUACAGGUGGAUAUCUGAUGACGUCAGGAAAAUGUGUAAACAUCCUGCGCGCGCAUCACAGCAGCUCUUCCACAUGGUUUUCAUCGAGAAAAGCUGCGAUAAAUUGGUCCCCUGUUGAUAUUUCAAACCGAUGGUGUACUGUUUAGCUUGCUGGCGGCCAAUAAGUUAUGCGUGACGUCAGAACGACGGCAUUUUGUAAACAAAUCCAUCUAAUGAUGGUGACGUAAUAUGGAUCGGAAGUGGAGGAGUUUGCAAAAGGAUGAUGAACUACAGAAGGCUUUCUGACUUCUACAUUUCAGGAGCUAUAACUGUACCAUUUUAUCUUACUAGUCAUUAAGAUUUUGGUAUCCAUCUCAUAAAAUGUUUAACAUUAACUUUCUUUUGCACGAAGCAAUGCAACAUGAUGAGAAGUUUCAGACUUACUUUUAGAUUCUCAAUCAUAACAGAGAAAAUGUGUGUUUUCCGAGAGCUGCUAUAGCUGUGAUGUUUUGUUGCCACCGAGAUGCGUUAGUUGCCUGGGUGUUGUGUACAUUGCCAUGGUGAUGCAUACAUUGCCGUGUUCAUGUUAGUGCAAAUGGAUUAGAUUGCUGAUGUACAGAAUACAUUUGCAUUGAUAAUGUAUACUUAUGCAUUGCUUAUGUAUUUGCAUUGCUGAAGUAUACAAUUGCAUUGGUGAUGCGUACCUUUUCAUUGCUGAUAUGUAGAUUUGCAUGGUGAUGUUUGCAUCUGCAUGCAUUGGUACGUGAUGUACACAUUUGUAUCAGUGAUGUGUACAUAUGCAUUGGUGACGUAUACAUUUUCAUCGGUGAUGUAGAAGUGAUGUGUAUAUUUGUCGUGGUUAUGUAACUUGCCUUGAUCAGUGAUUUACAGGUACCCUUGGUGAUGUAAACGUUGCCAAGGUGAUGUAUACAUCGCCUUGAUGAUAUAUAUAUAUUAACUUAUAUUGAUAGUGUAUCGGUUGCCUUGGCAACAGCUUAACACAUCUCACUAAAUGGUAAUCGAAAAUGACCGUGUAUGAAAUGAUAAAAAGAUGUGUUUUUACUGUCUAUGAGUUCCAUGGCUGAUUAUUUUGCCGAGGUAUAGGCAUCUUGACCAAGCGUUUUAUUGAAUACUGUGAUUGGCCACCUAUUGGCAGAUAUUAGAGACACUUUUAUAGAAUAAAUGUCACAAGGCCUCUUGCUCCAAAAAACUUCAUGUGUGUAAAUAUAUUGUGAUUGAGGGCCGUUCUACGUCAUAAUCUCUGCACUCAGCAAUGAGUCAGGUUCUUUGACAAUCUGACCUCCAUAAUUUUGGAAGGGAAUAUGAGAUUUCGAAAAGCAUUAUAUUCUAAUUUCGAGUUUUCAAGCAAAUUAAUGCAUCUUUUUCUAUCGCAAUAUUCCGAUCUCAGACAUAGUGAAGUACAAAAGACACUUACUAUCAUUAAUCCCGAGUAGGCCUUUUCGGAUCAAAUGGGUACAAGAAAAAGCGAGGACUUUUGUUACAUGUCAUGUCAUAUGUACUAAGUAUUGUUGGUCUGCGUUGUGAGACUAAGUACCACUCGGCCUAUCAUCGACGCCUUUAGAGGGGAAACAUUCUAAUCAGACACAAUCUUUAAACUUGGAUUGAAUUUUAACAUGGCGGUUGUACUUCAAAACUGCUGAUAAGACUGACAAAGCGUCAACUUCAACCAUGUUGCACAAUGCCACCGCUUCAAGUUCUGUUUUGAAAAUCACAAGUACAAAAAGCAGUAAAAAGUGUGAAGUGUGUUCUUUAUUGAAAGCGUGAAUAAAUUUGCGGUGCAAUAUUCGAGACAAGUAUACUGUAUUCGUACAUGUACAUAGUGCGGUGAUUUGAUGGUACGUUUGUAAUGGGUGAUAUAAAUAAAGGCUAGCAAAUGCUUUUACUUCAAUUUUGUACAGAAAGGCCAAGUGUAAAUGUACAUGCUUUUAUCUAAAACUCCACGUACAUUUACACUUGGCCUUUCUGUACAAAAUUGAAGUAAAAGCAUUUGCUAGCCUUUAUUCAUAUCACCCAAUGUCUCGUGUUUUCAAAUAUAUGAGCAAUAUCAGAUGGUUUUGAUUUUUGAAAUGCGUAUGGCCUCAGUGAAUUGUUGUUUUGGAUUUUUUAAAGUGACUGUGAAGGAGUUUAAAUGGUUGAUAGUAAGUUAGACAUGAGGUGUCGAAACUAGUGAUCUUUGUCUUCGUGGUUUGUUAUCGUUUUAGUUUGAACAGCGUCUGCCAGGCAAAAAAAUAUCUAACGUGGAUAAUCUAUAUGCCCUUUUUGUGUGUGUGGGGGGGGGGGGGGGGGGGGGUUGGACUGAACAUUAAAAGCAACGAUUUGGACCCAUUGUGGCGGCCUCUUUUAUCAACUUCCGGUCGCUUUUUAGCCAAUCAGACGGACUGCAUGUACUCAAUCAUGGCGCUGCCUUCAGCCCCGGACAAGCAUGAUAGCUGUCUUCUGAUUGGUCAAUAUUGAUGCCUCAUUGCUUCGUGGAGAAGCGGCAAAUACAAAUUUUGUUGAAAACUCAUGACAUCACAUACUUAAGCAGAGAUUGCUAGCAGAGACAGUUGUUCAUAUAUCAGGACCAAACACUUCCUUUGUCUUCUUCCUUAAAGGGACAACUUGGGCGUGCGAUUGAGGUGAAAUUACCCCUACUGGUGGCACCAUGCACCGCCACAUGUAAUGCCACACAAUUCCUGAUCUCUCGUUUUUGUAAUGAUUUCCGCAAGUUGAGGCCGUCGCACAAAUUUCAUGUAGGCCAACGGUUACAUUCCGUUCUGUAAGACUUUUCAAUGAUCCUGUUUGGAGCAGUGGCGGCCCUGCUGGAAGCCAUUUUUGUCUGGAAAACCAACAUAUCUCAUGCCCUUUUUGUCCCUUUAUGUAUACCAUUAUGAUUACUGCUAUUUUUUCCUCUCUCUGCUCUCUUAUUUAAGUACAGGCAGGCCCUGUAACAGUGCGUGUACUAGUGAUAUACUUGCUUUCUCUGCCAUUGCUUUGUAACUACAUGUACGUAAAAGUAACUGUAUAACGAUAAGGUAUUACAUAAACUGUAAAUACACUUUGAAUACAAGUUUGAAUAUGGCAUAUUCAUGUAUUUAUUGCGUAACAACGAUGACGAUUAUGAUUUGUCUGUGUCUUCAAGAGCACUGUGCGGUUGAGUCGCCACUAAAGGCAGAAUGGUCCCGAUACUGCCCCAGGUAUACCUUUCGAAAAGGUUUUUCAAUUUUCAAAUCCAGAUUUUAUCGUUGGAAAAUGGUGGCAAAUUACCAUGGUGUUUUGGAACGGUAACGUAAGUUUACCAUGGUGAGAAUCGAUUUUACCAUGGUGUUUUGGAACGGUAACGUAAGUUUACCAUGGUGAGAAUCGAUUUUACCAUGGUGUUUUGGAACGGUUACGUAAGUUUACCAUGGUGAGAAUCGAUUUUACCAUGGUGUUUUGGAACGGUAACGUAAGUUUACCAUGGUGAGAAUCGAUUCCACAGUGAUGAGCCUGGUAAAAUGAUAUUCACAACCAUUAUGGUGAAUUCAGCCUUUACCAUGUUUACUACGGUGAUUUUUUUUGUAAGUUUGCCCAUCUUGUGGUAGCAACUUGUACUAUUUGACACAGAAGUCAUGUUUGGCUGAUAUAGCCGACAAUUUGAAACUGUGGUAUUUUUAAAAAAUGUGAUUCUUCGGGUUACAAUGUCACAUUCGAUACACGUAAAUCAAAGAGUAUUUACCAGAGACUUGUCAAUUGCACUAGAACAAUACAUGUACAUAGCAGCACCAGACAGAUUAGCAUAAUAUUUGCAUCAGUAAGUAUAUGUAAUAAAUGUGGUGGUCUUUUAAGUCGCACAACAAUGCAAUUAUGUCUUCGUAGUGAAUAUAUAUAAGAUUCGUUCCAUACGAACAGCUAAUUGUAACACAAAAGGCAUAGAUACAGACUACUGCAGGCCCGAACUAGAUUUAUUGAUGACGUCAAUCUGUGAUUGCCAAGACAGGCCGCCAUCUUGUUUCAGCCAUUUCAAGAUUCUUGGUGAAAAUACCAGAAUCAUCAACCCGAAUCAAUUUACACACACAGUACGACUCAGUCGACGUGAAUAUACACAGUGCACGUAUAAUAAUAAUAAUACGAGUCUUAUAUAGCGCAUUAUCCAACUCAAAGCGCACGUGAUGUACAUUGCCUGUAGCUUGUGGGUCAGUUGAUUAAGAUCUGAGCAAUCUCUAAUAUGCGGCAAUCUCAAGCAGCAGCGAUCUUUUUCCUGUUUACGGGAGCUCCGAGUUGGCCUGUGUAUCAUUAACAUUAUUUGAGGUCCUGUGUCACGUGUGUACAUUUGUACAAUGUAAACUACAAUGUAAAUAUGCUGUAAACAUUGUAUGGCUAUGCGCUGUAUCAGGUUCAUUGUAAAAUAAAGUGUAAAGUAUCAAUAUCAA
Messenger RNA from Lineus longissimus, 7056 nucleotides. RefSeq names its product ATP-binding cassette sub-family G member 4-like. Gene Ontology annotation, biological process: transmembrane transport. Lineage: Eukaryota; Metazoa; Nemertea; Pilidiophora; Heteronemertea; Lineidae. Gene Ontology annotation, molecular function: ATP binding; ABC-type transporter activity; ATP hydrolysis activity. Gene Ontology annotation, cellular component: membrane. The record is from RefSeq and is a predicted model, not a curated record. Bases 144 to 2345 code for a protein of 733 amino acids. The transcript is spliced from 16 exons.